CACGUACUGCACAGCUGCACAAGCUGCCAAGACCAAAGCCUAGCCCUAGUAGAUCCCACUCUGCUUUGCUCAGACAGAGUGUGGUCGUGGACUCCUCCCCCUAACCACCCUACUUGCCGUAUAUAGCUAAGCCAAACCGCCGUUCCACAGGCCAUUUCGGGCGUCGGCCUUGCCAUAAUUGAUCGCCUCUGCAUUCGGUUCCGGUCAGAUAAACCGGCCGGCGUGUACGUGCAUGCGAUGGCUUCUUUCGUCUCUCCGUCUUCGUCUUCCUCCAUCGCCGGUCUCCUCCUGUUCGUCAUCGCGUCGUUCCUUCAAGGGCUGGUGGCGGCGGCCGGCGUGACGUUCACCUUCACGAACCGCUGCGGCGGCACGGUGUGGCCGGGGGUGCUGGCCAACUCGGGAAGGGCGCCGCUGGAGACGACGGGGUUCGCGCUGGGCCCCGGGGAGGCGCGGUCGCUGGCGGCGCCGGCGGGGUGGUCGGGACGGUUCUGGGCGCGCACGGGGUGCGCCUUCGACGGCACCUCGGGCGGCAAGUGCGCGACGGGCGACUGCGGCAGCGGCGAGGCGGAGUGCCACGGCUCCGGCGCGACGCCCCCCGCCACGCUCGUGGAGUUCACCCUCGGCGGCGGCGGCAAGGAGGACUACUACGACGUGAGCCUGGUGGACGGGUACAACGUGCCGGUCGUCGUGGAGCCGUCCGCGGCGGGGUGCCCGGCCACGGGGUGCCUCGUGGACCUCAACGAGCGGUGCCCGCCGGAGCUCCGGGCCGCGGAGGGGUGCCGGAGCGCGUGCGAGGCGUUCGACCGGCCGGAGUACUGCUGCAGCGGCGCGUUCGGCGGGCCGGACACCUGCCGCCCGUCCGCCUACUCGCAGGCCUUCAAGGCGGCCUGCCCGCGCGCCUACAGCUACGCCUACGACGACGCCACCUCCACCUUCACCUGCGCCGGGUCCGCCGCCUACUCCGUCACCUUCUGCCCCCGCGCCGGCACCUCCAGCAGCAGCCUCAAGUCAAGCAACGACCCGUUGCCGAGGCCGGGCGACGUGGUCGCCGGCGCGCAGGUUGCGGCGGACACAUGGCUGGCAAGCCUGGCGACCGGCGAGAGCGACGCCGCCGCGGACAGGACGGCGGCGGCGGCGGCGCUCCGGGCCGCGCUGGCGGCGGCGGCCGUGGCCUUGCUUGUGUCGUCACUCUAGCCAAGACGGUUGGAGCGAGUACAAUUAAUUAACUAAGAUGAAUAGAUGAUGAGGACGUGAUGAGCAUCAUAUUCUUUUGCCUUUUGCUUGUGGAUAGAGAGAGUGGUUCUGAUGACAAGGUGACAACCAGCUUUAUAGUAUACUUGUGCUGCAUAUUUUUUGCAGUGUUGUCGGUCAACUAGUGCGCUAUGCAUUGGUUGAUUUAUAUCUCUCACGAAUCGUGCUGCUCAUGUUCCUUCCUGUGUACAAAACACUGUUUAUUUUUAUUAGAAAUUUAUUGCCUCUUCUUGUCACAUGCUGUAUCCUAAGUAUGUAAGAUUUUAUCACCUCUUCUAGGUACUCAGGAGUCAGGACUAGCUUUCUACUUCUCUGAGGGUUUUGGGAUCCUUUUUUUGUGUGAGUGGUUUGAGAUGUAAAUGAUGUAUAUAAUUACCUUCUUUGAACUUACACAUUACUCAAGCAAUUUCCAUGAUUGUCAUAAGCUAGUAAGGAUAAUCAAAAUCUUAUGUUCUUAACC
This is a messenger RNA of Triticum urartu, 1711 nucleotides long. Its product is annotated as thaumatin-like protein 1. Lineage: Eukaryota; Viridiplantae; Streptophyta; Magnoliopsida; Poales; Poaceae. The record is from RefSeq and is a predicted model, not a curated record.